Thecamonas trahens ATCC 50062 is the source of this 1009-nucleotide messenger RNA. RefSeq lists its product as uncharacterized. The record is from RefSeq and is a predicted model, not a curated record. Gene Ontology annotation, cellular component: mitochondrion. Bases 1 to 966 code for a protein of 321 amino acids. The transcript has a single exon. NCBI's taxonomy places the organism in Eukaryota, Apusomonadida, Apusomonadidae.
AUGCUUGUGGUGGUUCGCGCAGGGCUGAGCCCGGCUGGACAGACGGCGGUGACGGCAGCGACGGCGACGGCGGCGGCGGUGGUGGGUACGGCGGGAGCUGGUGGGAAGGCAUGGGUGUCGACUGGAGCGGGUGAGACGCCAAUGGUGAACAACCCGAAGACAAAGACACCGUACACGGACGCACUGCUGGGGCCGGACGGCGGGGCGGCGUCGCAGAAGCCCUCGUGGCGGUCGCGGCUCGCCCGAGUCCCCUUCAUCGGCAACUACGUGACCGAUCCCGAGGCUGAGAAGCGCGAGGCGCAGGUGGCGGAGCAGACGAAGAAGGCUGCGGCGUCGAUGCCGCGGCGGCCGGGGCUCAAGCUGCCGAACCCGAACCUGUACAUUGCCUCGCCGAACAUCACGGUGGACAAGUUCAAGGUGCCGUCGGUCGAGGCUGCGGCCGAGACCGAGGCUGCCGGAUGGUGGGCCAACUACCGCGAGUCGGCGCAGGAGGCCUCGCGCAACACCAUGGCCGUCAUGGCCAUCAAGAAGGAGAUGGACGGGUUCACCCCGGCCAAGUUUGAGGAUCUUGCCGGCGAGUCUUACGUCAUCGUCAACGAGGCCUUUUACGCCGGCAAGCUCGCCCCGCUCCGCCAGCUCACCACCGAGAAGCUCUUCACCGCCCUCAAGCGUGAGGUCAAGCUUGCUCGCGAGGCCGAGCGCAACUACGAGUGGUCGCUGGGUGAGUACACUGUCGCGCCCAAGAUCAUGCAGUCGCGCGCCUUCCCGCUCCGCGACGACCAGGACCUCUGGGCCCAGAUCACCGUCAAGUUUGAGUCGCUCCAGUCGCUCCGGGUCACCUCGGCCGUCACCGGCGAGCUCAUCAAGGCCGUCGACGAGACGCCCAUUGUCGAGUACUGGGUCUUUGAGCGCCGUCUCCGCGCGCCCGACGACACCCACUGGCGCAUCUGCGACCGCCUCAUCUGAGCCCCCAAUACGCAUCCGCCAUAAAAACACCAGCUCAGGUCAA